AUGGCACGCGAUUCGUCACCCCCUGAAUCACCGCUCUCAUCGAUGGACGACUCAGAGCAAUACGAUGAAGAAGUCCACGAAUACGACGAAUCGACACUGCGACCCUCGAAGCGACAACGACUCGAAGGCGGUUCAACAACAUCAUCAGCCAUAGUUCCCGAUGCCGAGCCAGAAGCUGUACCAGAGCCAGAUCCCCUCGAGGGCAUGUCAGACGUUUCCUCAGACACUUCAGGCGACAUCCCUAGCUCCCCUAUCAAUGCGCGUCUCGAUGAGGAGGAUUUCCAAGAACAAGUAACGAAAUGCGACUGGGACGGUUGCCCAGCGGGUGACCAGGGCAAUAUGGACAAACUCGUCGAACACAUUCACAACUCGCAUAUUGAGAACCGACAGAAGAAGUAUACGUGCGAGUGGAUGAGCUGCACACGAAAGGGUCUUCCUCAUGCUAGCGGCUAUGCCCUCAAGGCGCACAUGCGCAGCCAUACAAGGGAGAAGCCAUUUUACUGUUAUCUACCCGAAUGCGAUAGGUCGUUUACUCGGUCCGAUGCAUUGGCCAAGCACAUGCGGACAGUCCACGAGACAGAAGCCCUUCGCCCAUCCGAUCCGGUCCCUAAGUCGAUGCAAGCCGGACCGCAAAGCAAGGGAGGAAAGAUCAAGAUUAUCAUGAAGACCAAUCAGCAAUCGAAAGGUCUCCACGACGAUAUGGACGAUCCUGCCAACGGAGACGAAGCCAACGCCGAGUAUUUCACACCACUCACCGAGGACCCCUUUACCACUGAUGAACUUGAACUCCCUGUUGACAAGCUGUAUCGAAAGUGCUACUGGGAGGCCAAAUGGGCCGAGGAGGUCGGUGAGUCACUCACAAAGGAGUGCAAGGAGUGGGAGGAUGUCUACUACAAAGAGUGGCUCGAGAAGGAGGUGCUUCUUUCGCAGGUCAUCAAGAGUGAGGUCAACUGGCACGAGCGACGACAAGCUAUUCUUACAGGGGUUGCCGAUGUACAUGUCCCUGGCGCUGUGGAAAGUGUUGAGAACGAGAAGACAAACGGGGCAAAUGGCGAUGUCGAACAUGUCGAACCGACCAACGGGUCACAAACCACAGAGAUAGCCGCUUGA
Fusarium sp. VM40 is the source of this 1110-nucleotide messenger RNA. The record is from the annotation of a GenBank genome assembly. NCBI's taxonomy places the organism in Eukaryota, Fungi, Ascomycota, Sordariomycetes, Hypocreales, Nectriaceae.